Molecule: messenger RNA, 3168 nt
Organism: Saccharomyces kudriavzevii IFO 1802
Lineage: Eukaryota; Fungi; Ascomycota; Saccharomycetes; Saccharomycetales; Saccharomycetaceae
Gene: KCS1
Product: inositol polyphosphate kinase KCS1
Exons: 1
Coding region: 1-3168 (1055 amino acids)
Biological process (GO): inositol phosphate biosynthetic process; phosphatidylinositol phosphate biosynthetic process
Cellular component (GO): cytoplasm; nucleus
Molecular function (GO): inositol hexakisphosphate kinase activity
Source: RefSeq, a predicted model, not a curated record
AUGGGUACCUCUGACAAAAUUCAUGAUAAAAUACCCAGUACAUCGAGAGAACAGCAGCAACCCUUUCGCCCAAACGAACCAGAAGAGUGCAUAACAACGCUAAAAGAUCUUAAUGUUCCUGAGACGAAGAAACUUUCUUCAGUUUUACAUGGUAGAAAGGCAAGCACAUACUUAAGAAUCUUUAGAGAUGACGAAUGUUUGGCUGAUAACAACAAUAGUGGUAAUAGUAACAAUAGCGGAUCUUUGUCAUGCGCGGGCAAAAAACCAAGAACAAAAUCAACUUCGAAAUCAAUUUCAGAGGUCUUUGAUGAAAAACCAAGUCCAGAAACUUCGCCUUUUCCACCGUCAACUCCCAUUUUAUUAAACCACGAGGAACCGGCAAUUAAGCCCAACAAGCACGUGGCGCACAGCAUUAAUAUUAACGCGAGUGAUGAGAGGGGCCAAUGCUGUGAUGAGGGAAACGACAAACAACAAUCAUCCCAACCACAGGCGAUACAUCGACAAACUUCUUUAAAUCCAAGCCAAAAUAUAGAUGAAGAGUGUAUUUCACCUAAGUCUACCCAUCAGGAUACUCUACAUGGAAUUUCAGAGGACCUAAAACUGAAACCUGUUUCCUCUGCAACGUACUAUCCUCAUAAAAGUAAAGCUGGUUGUGGUUAUGAAGAAAAGGAUAAAAUGGAAAAUGAUAUCGAUACUAUUCAACCUUCCGCCAUAAACUUUGCAUCUAGUAUUGCAACAUUUCCUCGGACGUAUAAUAGACAUACCUUAAAGGUGAAGGCUCAUUCAAGUUUAUCACAGUCCUUAAGGCAGGAAAAUAUUAAUAACUGUAGUAGCAAUAAUAAUGUUCAACGAUUCGUCCAACAAAGCAAACCAAUCGAAGAUCAAUACAAACCCGUUGUACAAGAUACCAAAGAUGAGCAAGUGGAAGAAGAAGAAGAAGAGGACGAACGUGAGGAUGAACAUAGAGAAUAUCCCUUGGCGGUCGAACUAAAGCCAUUUACAAAUAGGGUUGGGGGUCACACUGCCAUAUUUAGAUUUUCGAAGAGAGCGGUUUGUAAAGCCCUCGUAAAUAGAGAAAACAGAUGGUAUGAGAAUAUAGAAUUAUGUCAUAAAGAAUUAUUGCAGUUUAUGCCGCGUUAUAUUGGUGUCUUAAACGUUAGGCAACAUUUCCAAUCAAAAGAUGAUUUUUUGAAUGACUUGGGUCAAGAAGACAACGGUAACGACAACAAGAAUAAUAAUAAUAAUAAUAGCAAACACAAAUACACAGAAGAUAAUGAAUAUCACAACAGUAACGACGAUGUUUCACUUAACGCGGAACUUACCGGAACUCCCCUAACCCACAUUCAUUCAUUCCCCUUGGAACAUUCAUCGAGAGAAAUACUCGAAAAGGUGCAUCCUGGAAUGGAAACUAUUCAGCAGCACGUCAAGAGAUCACUGUCGAGUUCUAAUCAGCCUUUUUUAUUACCUGAGGUAGUUUUGAAUGAUAACAGACAUAUUAUACCAGAAUCCCUGUGGUACAAGGAUUCUGAUUCUCCGAAUUCGGCACCGAAUGAUUCAUACUUUUCUUCCUGCUCUUCCCAUAAUUCCUCUUCUUUCGAUGACCAUAGCAAUAUGAGCAAAUUGAAAAGGCGUGAUUCCGGAUCUACUAUGAUUAAUACAGAAUUGAGAAAUUUAGUAAUAAGGGAAGUAUUUGCACCAAAAUGUUUUAGAAGGAAAAGAAAUUCUAACACAGUUACGAUGGGAAACCAUAAUUUGCGCUCAGAGUCCAAUCAGCCUUCUCUCAUACAAAAAUCAAGAGCGUCAUCUCAUGAUGCAUCGAAUACAUCCGUUAAGGCUCUUGAUGAUUCAUCCUCACUAACGAAUUUACAGAUGGACAAUUCAAAUUCCAAUUCUAAUUUACAGGGUCCGUUUUUGAAGAAAUCACUCCAUGAAAAAAUAUCCAAUGCAUUAGAAGGAUCGCAUUCAGUAAUGGAUUUGAAGCAGUUCCAUAAAAACGAACAGAUAAAACGUAAAAACUCAUUUUGCAAUUCUUUAUCUCCCAUUCUCACUGCAACUAAUUCCAGAAAUGAUGGCGAGUUUAUUUCUUCCUCGGACCAUGCCAGCAACGCACAAGAUGGUGUGUUUGAUAUGGAUGAGGAUACGGAAAACGAUACAAUAAAUAUGGCUAACCACGGGAAUCAUGAUGGCCCCGGUAAGAACAUGAUCAUAAAAUCAUUGGGGUAUAACGUUACAAAUGAUUAUAGUCACCAUGAUAUCGAAUCAAUUACGUUUGAAGAGACUUCACACACCAUUGUCUCAAAAUUUAUUCUAUUAGAAGAUUUGACAAGAAACAUGAAUAAACCCUGCGCAUUGGAUUUGAAGAUGGGGACAAGGCAAUACGGCGUAGAUGCUAAGGGAGCUAAACAACUAUCCCAGCGUGCCAAGUGCUUAAAGACUACCUCUAGAAGAUUAGGCGUUAGGGUUUGCGGUUUAAAGGUUUGGAAUAAAGAUUAUUACAUCACUAGAGACAAAUAUUUUGGUAGAAGAGUUAAGGUCGGUUGGCAAUUUGCUAGGGUUAUUGCACGAUUUUUGUAUGAUGGUAAGACGGUUGAAAGUUUGAUAAGGCAAAUUCCAAGACUUAUCAAACAAUUAGAUACUUUGUACUCUGAAAUUUUCAACCUGAAAGGUUACAGAUUAUAUGGCGCAUCUUUAUUACUGAUGUAUGAUGGCGAUGCUAAUAAAGCGAAUUCUAAAAGGAAAAAAGCCGCAAAUGUCAAAGUCAACUUGAUCGACUUUGCACGUUGUGUAACCAAAGAAGAUGCCAUGGAAUGUAUGGAUAAAUUCCGCAUACCACCAAAAUCACCGAAUAUAGAAGAUAAAGGAUUCUUGAGAGGUGUAAAGAGCUUAAAGUUUUAUCUGUUACUAAUCUGGAAUUACCUAACUUCUGACGUGCCAUUAAUUUUUGAUGAAACAGAAAUGAAUAACAUGAUAACUGAUGAAACAGAUUCAGAUAUUACAGGACACAACAGCAAGUUUAACAAAAGAUGGGAUUGGUUGGACGAAUUUGACCAGGAAGAUGAAGAAAUGUAUAAUGACCCAAACAGUAAGCUAAGGCAAAAGUGGAGGAAGUACGAACUCAUUUUCGAUGCUGAGCCAAGAUACAAUGACGAUGCUCAAGUUAGUGAUUGA